Messenger RNA from Angiostrongylus costaricensis, 265 nucleotides. NCBI's taxonomy places the organism in Eukaryota, Metazoa, Nematoda, Chromadorea, Rhabditida, Metastrongylidae. The record is from the annotation of a GenBank genome assembly.
CUGCAGUAUUAAUUCUAGAAUUGAAAAUGAUGUUUUUCAGCAGCUUUGGGAAUAUUUCACUCAAUUUGGGAAAGUGGUACGAGUUCGUGUAUCACGAAGCUUGAAGACGGGUAAUUUCAAAGGAUGGGCGUACGUUGGUUUUGCGGAUAAAGAAGUGGCCGAAAUCGCGGCAGAAACGAUGAAUGGAUAUUUGAUGUUUGAGAAGAGGCUUAGUUGCCGUGUACGUUCUAACUUCCAUCUCAUUGCCAGUUGUUUAAUUUUUUAA